Lineus longissimus is the source of this 3193-nucleotide messenger RNA. RefSeq lists its product as uncharacterized. The record is from RefSeq and is a predicted model, not a curated record. NCBI's taxonomy places the organism in Eukaryota, Metazoa, Nemertea, Pilidiophora, Heteronemertea, Lineidae. Bases 117 to 2375 code for a protein of 752 amino acids. Gene Ontology annotation, molecular function: zinc ion binding; ubiquitin protein ligase activity. The transcript has 2 exons.
UAUGGGCCGACACGGCAACACAUUUUCAUCAAGUUUCUCGGUGCAAGUUGGAGUUCGUCUGUCUAUAAGGCCGUGGUCCAUCAGAGAUUAUUGGGCUGCAAUCGCUUGGCAUAUCGAUGGCGUCAUUGGAGAAGUCCCUUGCCAAGGGGCUAGAAUGCGCUAUCUGCCACGAAGAACUCCACCAACCCAAGAUCGCUGGACGUUGUGGCCACACCUUUUGCCAGGAUUGCUUACAAAGAUACAUAGCUACGACAGCAUUUGUAGCGUAUAGGCCUGGAUUUAAAUGUCCUUUCUGUCGUGGUGAUUGUGCAACUCCUGAAAUGGGAGUCCAAGAUUUGGCAACUAACUUCACUGUUGCUGGAAUUAUCGAAAGUCUCAAUAAAUCAAGACUCCUCAAAGAACAAGUGAUUUCAAAGCCUUGUGAGUUAUGCCAGGGAGGCCCCGCCGCCGCUGCUGCUGCCGAGCAGGCCUGUGCAGCAUGUGAUGGGAUAAUACUUUGUAAAACAUGUGGUCGUCAACACCAAAAACACCAUGAAACGAAACACCACGUGGUCACUGGUAUUUGUGAGCCACAUGGAAAGCCCCUACGCUUCUACUGCCGAACGUGUGAUGUGGUGCUAUGCAUUCUGUGCCGUGCUUCCAACUUCCUUCCAGAAGACCACCAUCGUCAUGAUGUUGUGUUAUACCGCGAUGAGGUGUCGACAGGUCGGAAUGAGUUGAGAACAGCACUACGAAUUGCAAGGAAAGAAACUAAGGGAGAACUCGAAAGAGUAGAAGGAAGGCUGGUGAACCUCUUGGCAGAAGAAACAAGGACACUGAACUUGUCAAGGGAUGAGAUUCAGAAUAGCGUUGAAGAGGCCGUCAACAAGAACAAGGCCAAGAUGGAAAAGCGAGAGGCCAAAAUAAAGAUGCUUCGACAGGAGGUGGCACGACUAGAAGAGGAGAACAAAACCACGUCUGAACAAACUACAAGGUUUCUGGAUCUCGGGGACAAAUUUGCGCAAAAACUCGAAGACACGCGUGGAAAGGCUGAAGAUGACGUGAACGUUUCCAAAGGUGAAAUAAUGUCUCUGAUGUAUCCGUUGAAUAAACAGAUAAAGCAUGGUCAGCUUUUAAUGGCCCAGCAGGCACUUAUGCCAGAACUAAGAAAUGAUUUGACUGACACAAGACAGGAACUGCAGAAGUUGUCAUCAAGCGCACAGGCUGAUCGACUGACACAUGUUCAGGAGAGAAUAGCUCUGCGGAAGCCAGAUUUUCAUGAAGUUGCAGAACUGCUCAAACAUUUUUCCAACUGUGUCGAUGUAGACCGAGUCGAUGAUGAUUCUUCUGGGGAAUCAGUCCAGAGUAGGGCCGAGAUUGGAUUGGAAUACUACGUCACAACAGGCAAAGAUGCUUCUGGAUGUUACUAUGAAGAUGUGAAGAUCCCAAGCAGUGUGAAGCGUGUUCAAGGCAUUUCAAUCAUGUGGGGAAAUCGCUGGGCCGUUUGUGGUUCUCUGCCCAUAGGAAGUGCGUGGAGUCUUUGGUUGUGGAAUGCAACAGAGUUGAAAGUACUAAAGACAGAUAACGUAUCCAUGAUAGACCUAGCAACAGUUGGGAAAGAUGAGCUGGUCAUUUUACGAGGUGAAAAUCCGCACCUUCGUCUGCUCAACGUUGUCACUGAGGAGGUUCAUGACAUUCGCAUCAAGAAGUACAAUCAAGAUGGAUUGUUGUCCUUCUGGCAAGUGGAAGUGAUCACUGCGGAGAAAUUCAUUGUGACCUUUCGUACAAAAGACGGAGUCCAUCAUGUUGCCAUUGUGAACAAAGAGGGCGGCAUCACCCAAGAUAUUAAAGUUGAACAAAGACAAUGCAUUGCAUUCUGCAGAAUGAAAUCUAUCAUUAUCACAUGUUCGUUCUUGGGAACCACUUUGACUGUCUACAACUACGACAGUGAGAAAGGUGCCAAUGUGAUCAGGUCUACUACAUUUUCUGAGUUGGAUGCCGGGGUCUCGGAAGGGUUCCAGUGCACAGAUAUCUGUUCAGGGCGCUUGGGGGAGGUCUAUAUUGUUGGUAGGAUCGAGCAACAACUAUUUCAACCAUCAUGGAAACAGACAGUUAAAGAGAUCCAGGUGUAUCAAUUGUAUAUGUACAGAGAAGAUGAACUUGAAAUGUAUCCAGAUGGAUUUGAUGCAAUGGCAAUUCCCCGAAGGAUGACGUUACUGGCAAUCCCAGGUUUAAAGAUGCGCAGUAAGUGGGUCCCAAAGUGUUCAAUGGGAGGCUCACCAGCAAAUAAUCUGCUUGUGGAAUAUGGUAACGAGGCCAAGAUUAUCACGCUUAAAGCUUCCAGUAAGCCAGAACACAAUGACUUAUGCUCAGCAAAUGCUGAAGAUUUCUUCUAGGCACCCAGGAAAAAAUCUGUGCAUCACGCAUAUCGACUUGGUGGUUAGCGGAAUAGACUCCAAAGAUUCAACAGAUUCGUGUGCAUGAUAACUUCACUAGAGCAUUGAGCAUUUCUAUUUUCCUUGACCACCAGUUAUACCAAACAGUGUACCCCUUUAAUGUGUUUGUCCUCAAUAACGAAUUAAAGCAACAUCAGGCAUAAGUAGCCAGUCGAUGUGUGGCACAUUACAUAAGUCGUAGUUCCACCUAUCAUAAAACCCCGUGUUUUUUCAAGACCCGUGUCUUCGCAGUGUGUCAAAAAACCCGCGGCGCACUUACACCUAUCAGUUGUGUUAGAUAAUGGUUAAUAGCCCCGGCGACAGGUGCGCUGUAGGUAGGGAGCUCUCCUGUGUUCUUUCCCGUUGGAGGGGGCGCAAUACCGAGGCAACUACACCGCGCCAUCUUUCGCCGAUCUUAGAACUUGCAAUUGCUGUGUCUAUUCAGAUUCCACCUAUCAAAAAACCCGUGUUGAACACGGGUCUGAAUUAGCCCCCGAUUAGCCCCAUCGAGCUCGAUGGGGCUAAUAGACACGGGGAUUUGACACACGGGUCUAUUUAGACACGGCAAUUCAUAGGUGUAAGCGCAAAAGACACGGGGAUUUGAUAGGUGGAAUUACGACUAUAAAUUUGCUAAGAAAUGAUAAAACAAUCAUAUUCAUAUGAAAUAAAUACUUUAUUAUGAAUGCUCCUUUACACAUACAGGACACCAUAUAUCAUUUUACAAUUUUUGCACAAUUCUUCGGAAACAAAGAUGGCACUAUUUAGGCCUAUGAUAAAAA